Messenger RNA from Girardinichthys multiradiatus, 4889 nucleotides. RefSeq names its product solute carrier family 7 member 1a (gene slc7a1a). The record is from RefSeq and is a predicted model, not a curated record. Gene Ontology annotation, biological process: transmembrane transport; amino acid transport. Gene Ontology annotation, molecular function: amino acid transmembrane transporter activity. The coding region runs from base 312 to 2270 and encodes 652 amino acids. Lineage: Eukaryota; Metazoa; Chordata; Actinopteri; Cyprinodontiformes; Goodeidae. The transcript is spliced from 14 exons. Gene Ontology annotation, cellular component: plasma membrane.
AUCCCCUCCUCCAUCUGAAAGCGCUUUUACUGAGCAGCUACUACCUAAACAUCAUAAAGUUCCUAACCACCUUUACGGAAACUUGUAAUACUCUGAGCAGCGCGUCGCGACACUUUUUCUGGAUUCCACAGACUUCUGGAAACUCGUAUGUCGGAGCUUUUCCUUACGGAAAGACGGGGAUUUGGCACUACUCAAGUCCUUUCAGACUGGUUGAAUGAGCACACCUACCCACCUCAAUUUUUGGGUGUGUGUGGCCUCCCCCUGUGACGUCUGAAGAACGUAUUUCCCUUCCUGAGGUCUAUCCAUAAACCAUGGUGCUGGAGAAGCUUCUGCGUUUUGGAAAACAGUUGCUAAGGGUGAAGGCGGUGAACUCUAAUUCCGAGGACUCACGUUUGUCUCGAUGUCUCAACACCUUCGACCUGGUAGCCCUGGGUGUGGGAAGCACGUUGGGCGCUGGCGUGUACGUGCUUGCGGGUGCUGUUGCACGAGACAAUGCAGGUCCUGCUAUCGUCCUGUCUUUCUUGAUAGCUGCCUCAGCCUCAGUGUUGGCAGGUCUUUGCUAUGCUGAGUUUGGAGCCCGUGUCCCCAAGACGGGCUCAGCUUAUCUUUAUUCAUAUGUGACAGUAGGAGAACUCUGGGCCUUCAUCACUGGAUGGAACCUCAUACUCUCGUACAUUAUUGGUACCUCAAGUGUGGCCCGUGCAUGGAGCGCCACCUUUGAUGAGUUGGUAGGGAAACACAUUGAGCAGUUCUGCAGACAGUACAUGUCUAUGAAUGCACCAGGUUUUCUGGCAGAAUAUCCUGACAUGUUUGCUGUUCUCAUCAUAAUUACUCUUACAGGUCUUUUGGCAUUUGGAGUGAAAGAGUCAGCGAUGGUGAACAAGGUGUUUACCUGUAUCAAUGUUUUAGUCUUGUUAUUCAUGGUGGUCUCCGGCCUGGUCAAAGGCACUUUGAGGAACUGGCAACUUGAUCCAGAGGAGAUCCUCUAUGUAAAUCAUACAAAUAACUCAAGCCAAAAUCUGACUGAACAUCUGCCAGCCAAGGAGAGCUUAGGAGUGGGUGGCUUCAUGCCAUUUGGUUUCACAGGUGUCCUCUCAGGAGCUGCUACUUGUUUCUAUGCCUUUGUAGGCUUUGACUGUAUCGCCACCACAGGUGAGGAGGUGAAAAACCCCCAAAGAGCCAUUCCUAUUGGAAUUGUGUCCUCGCUGCUGAUUUGUUUCGUAGCUUACUUUGGUGUUUCUGCUGCCCUCACCCUGAUGAUGCCAUACUAUCUUCUGGACAGCAACAGUCCCCUGCCUGUAGCUUUUAAAUAUGUGGGCUGGGGAGGAGCCAAAUAUGCUGUAGCUGUAGGCUCUCUUUGUGCUCUGUCUACCAGCCUGCUGGGUGCUAUGUUCCCCAUGCCCCGUGUGGUCUGGGCAAUGGCUGACGAUGGGCUGCUUUUCAAGUUCAUGGCUGAGAUCAGCUCCCGCCACAAAACCCCGCUAAUUGCAACCCUCGCCUCUGGCACAGGGGCAGCAAUCAUGGCGUUUCUGUUUGACCUGAAGGACCUGGUGGACCUCAUGUCAAUAGGAACGCUGCUGGCUUAUACGUUAGUAGCCGCCUGUGUGCUGGUGCUAAGAUACCAACCUGAGAUGCACGGCGCAGUGUACGAGAUAGCCAAUAGCCAUGAUGAGGCAGACUUAAGUGAUGGCAUCAGUGUUCCCAGUAUGGGCAUCCUUCCUGGUGUGGAGGAGAGAUUCAGCUUCCAGACUCUGCUGUUCCCAAACCACCCUGAGCCAUCCAAACUGUCAGGCUUCAUUGUCAACAUCUGUACCUCUGUCAUGGGAACGUUGAUCCUGGCCUUCAGUAUACUGGCUGUGCAGGGAGGCCUUGCCUUAUGGAACAUGGUAGCCCUUAGUGUCAUCUUCAUGGUGUGUCUCAUUCUGGUUUUCAUCAUCUGGAGGCAGCCUGAGAGUAAAACAAUACUCUCUUUUAAGGUUCCCCUGGUGCCCUUCAUUCCAGUCAUAAGCAUGUUUGCCAAUGUCUACCUGAUGAUGCAGCUGGACAGAGGAACAUGGAUCAGAUUUUCCAUAUGGAUGGCUUUAGGUUUAGUCAUCUACUUCUGUUAUGGCAUUCGUCACAGCUCUGAAGCUGCCUCAGCCCACUUGUCUCUGGCAACAGAAAUGAACGGUUUCAAGUUUGAUCAUGAAUUAGUUGCCAUGUCAAUAGAGAAAGAAGCAUUUCUUGGUGAUGGAAUUGAUGUCAGGGAAGAAAACCACAGGGAUUUGUAGGAGGCACUAGAACACCCAGCUCCAGUCUGUCAUUGGUGGAGGGUUUUGUCCGUCCACUCUUUUACUCCUCCUUUUUGGGGAAAGCUAUGCUUAAAAAAAAAACUGUAAAAUGUGACAUCCUGGUCUAGUUCCUGAUCAGAACACAGACAACUGGUGAUAAGUCUUCUGCAGAAAAUCUGAUUGAAACAUUUAGUGUAUGGCCUCAUGGUUCAACUGACUCUCUGUAGAAGUUGGAGACUUUCAUUAGAGACAUUGAUGUUUAAUGAAAGCUAAAAGAUUGGGCAUGGCCAUGUUAAAUUUCUCUACAUGUUGAAUUGGAGUGUUUAUCUGUUGCUUUACUUGCAGUAGGACUGUGAAAUUGUCGGUGUUGUGUUGCCAGAACGUUUUCUCAAGAUAUAUUUCUUUGCAUUUACUUUUGUUUAUUAAAACAUGGUGUCUACACCAAUUUAAAGAAUGUACAACCAUCUCAGUACUAGAUAAAAAGUGUUACCAGUGUAUACUUUGUUUAAAGCUAGACUAAGAAACAUCUAUGGAUCUUCAAUGAUGUAAGCAGAUAGUUUAAGACAGCCAGCAGCAUUAUUUACUUGCUUAAAAGGUUUUAUGGGAAUGUAAGCUAUACAAUUAGAUUUUGAGAUGCUAUUUCAGUAGAAAUUGAUAUUUUCAUUUUAGUUAUUUCAAGCUGGCCAGCCAUUGCUCCCAUUUUGCUGAGAAAUAUACGUUGAAGCGAGGCUUUAUUCAACCAAUUUGUUCUGUCCAAAUUUUACCUGAAAAAGGCAAUCAACAUCUGUCUUGGCUGCAUCGUUUGAUCUGACUCAACAACUUUGUCUCCAUAGUUAUACAUCAGUAGUCAUCAUCAUGAAGACAUCUUCUCCCAUUUUAGUUCUCUGCCACAUUUUUAUGUUGUCAAGUUGAAUUAUGAAAUUAUGUCUUUGUAUUUUUAACAGAAAGGUGCUCAGGGGUGGGUCUUUCAUUCUAUGUACGACUGUUUAAGUAACUUUGGUUUCAAUGUGAAGAGUAUGUACUACCUACAAACUGAUUUUAGCCCUUCGGGUUCAAUGAUCUUCUACCUUGGGAAAGGAUUCAGCAUAUUUCUUAACAUGUUUCCAUUAUCCUGCACCUUUAACAUUUAAAGUUUGUCACCAUGAGCCGUUAAUCUGUUAGUAGUGUGCGCUCUGACUCUAGUGCUGUUAAUGUUAAUUCUGUUCACUGUACUUAUUAGGGGGUUGCUGAUCCUCUGCUUACUGCUUGCCAAAUGUUACUGAGCAUGUGAGGGAGAAAGGAAAAAAAACUAAAACAAUUGUAUCUUUUCGGCACUAGUGGCCUUUAUUUCCUAUUAGUAAGUUGACAAGAAAGGGGUGAAGAGAGGGGGAAGACAUGCAUCAAAUGUGCCUGGAACAGGAGUCGAAACAACUCACGGGCUGUGACAAGGACCGAGGCCCCUAUACACGGGUCCUGCAUUUUUACCCCUGGGCCACCACCGCACCCAAAUAAAUGUAUUUUUGAAAAUAAAUCUUUUGCCAUAGCAAUUUCAAAGCUCCUUCACUCUAUAACGUAUUUUAAGUUACCCCUAACUCCGAGCAAAGGUACAACUGUAACGAGUUUUAGAUUAACUUCAUGGACUUCCACAUUCCCUCCAUUUUCAUUUGGAAUUAUAACCCAGUUUUUGUAGUCAUAGCUUCCAAUUAAUUUUAUAGCGUUUAAAUUCUAAAACAAAAUUCCAAAAAUCCCAACCCGGUUGGACAAUUGUUACAUUGACUCAAAUGUAACAAAAUAAGCAAGUGCAUUAUAUCCCAAAAGAAUAUAGCAGUAGCCUGCCUUAUUUUGUUUUUAAACUUAACAUUUCUAACAACGUUAUAGCAUAAAUGGUUUAAGACUUAAAAUGUUGCAAUGUACGAUUUAUUGAAAGUGUCUCCACAGGGGAUCUGAUUUAAAUCUAUUUAUAGGGAUAUUUAACAGAAAAUCUUAACCUUAGAUAAGCCUAAACUGGGAUGACUGAAAAUAAUUGAAAAUUCAAUCAUUCACAAACACUCUUCACCCUCCUUCCACUUAGCUCCACUCCAAAGGUUCAGGGUAAUAGCAAAUAUAUAUCCUCCCCAGCUGUUCCAUUUCCCAGGUUAAAAUGUUUCCCUUGAAAUCUGUUUUUACCCUGGUACAUGAAGUAACAGUCCCCUUAAUCUUGUAGGCAGUAUUCUUGUCGAGAAAUGUAUAGUAGCUUUUUGAAUGGGAAUUGUUAUUGUUUUUAAUAACAAAUUGCUAAAUAAAGAACUUAUAUUUGGGAUAAAUCAAAUUGCUACAUUUCUGUUAACUUAGUGACUGUCAGGUGAAGUCAUGAAAGGUACUAGUGGAUUUUCACAGUGCAGGCUACUGUGUCUUGGCAUUUGUAGCGUUGAAAAAUGAACUCCUUUGUUCAAAAAUUGUAAACAUUUUGGAAUCUGUCUCUUACUAGUAUGCCUAUUUGGAGGAGUUCCUUUAAUCAGUGUAUAUGCCAUUAUCUCAUAUGAAUAUUCAUGUGUUAUUACCCACUACUAAAUCUUGGUAAUUUGCAAUUUGUUUGUUCAAACUAUUGAUCUAUAGCAUUUAUUUCUAAAUGUUUUCAAUAAAAUAAAUGUACUUUGUGAA